Acanthoscelides obtectus is the source of this 1614-nucleotide messenger RNA. NCBI's taxonomy places the organism in Eukaryota, Metazoa, Arthropoda, Insecta, Coleoptera, Chrysomelidae. The record is from the annotation of a GenBank genome assembly.
UGGAAAUAUAUUUUCUUUAUCUGUUAAUAUGUUUUGUUUAUGUGAUAAAAUAAAUAUAUUGUCAUUAAUUGCCAAUGUACUUGAAAAAUGUCACACUGCAAAAAUUCAAUAAAAUCACAUAUUGCAUAAAAUAAUAAGCUAUACUUGUGCUUGUAUCAAUGGAUUGCUUGAAUUGUACCAAUCCCUCAGUGUUGUGAUAGGUGAAAACUAUGAAAAUAUCAGGAACAGGGCCAAAUAGCUGUUCAAAAUAUGGAUGAAGCCAAAAGAAUGAAACUAGAUCCAGCAUGUUCUUUCCAUCCUAUUUUACCAGAUGAAUUGACUGAGGAUACACCACUAACAGAAAUUUACUAUGCUACAAUUUCCGAUGUCAAGAACACUUCAAAAAUAAUAGUGAAGCUAAAUGACAUAUUGCCAAUACCAAACCUAACCCAUUUGAAGAGGAUGAAUAAAGGCAAAGUACUUCUUUUGCCAAUAUUGGCUGCUCCAUGCAAUAAAGUGCUGAAUAUUCUUAAAGAGAAAAACUUUGACGUAUCAACAUUGGAGGAUGAUAUUAGAAUAGCUAAGGUUGCAAAAAUUCCACCUAGAACCAAGAAACAGUAUGAGAAAGUAACAAAACUUUGGCCUUGUAACUUUCAUCCAAAUAAAUAUCUUGAAAAGCUUGUUACAAAUACCCUGUUCUCUCAAAAGGAGUUGAAUCUCCACAUGAAGUUCAUGGAGCUAGCAAUAGAUGUUGCAAAAUAUGGAAAAGAUAAAUCAACUGAGAAGCAACAAGUUGGUGUGGUUAUUGUGGAUCCAAAGAUAGAGUCAGUAGUAGCUGUAGGAUAUAGUUGUAGAAAUGAAGGGCCAACAAGACAUGCAGUGAUGGUUGCUAUUGAUAAUGUCGCAAAGACUCAAACUGGAGGUACCUGGAGUAAGGCUGAUCCGGAGAAAUUCAAGGACGGUUUAGAUAUUAACGGCUUUCCCACAGAAGAAAUGCUAGACCACAUUAAAGAAACCUACACAGACCUACGUUUUGGUGCUACAAUUUUCAAACGUAAAGGCGACUUAGAGCAACCUUCAGACGGACCAUAUCUUUGCACUGGGUACCAAGUGUAUGCUACAAGGGAACCUUGUGUGAUGUGUGCUAUGGCUUUGGUACAUAGCAGGGCCUUCAGGGUGUUCUACGGUACCAGUUCAGAAAAUGGCGGGUUGGAGACAUUGUGUAAAGUGCAUACAGUGCAGGACCUAAACCAUCAUUAUGAAGUAUUUGCUGGACUUUUGGGAGAAGAAUGUUUAACAUUAUGAUUUUGGACCUAAUGUUAACACACCAGUAAUAAGGAUCCAUCAUCUUAACAUAUAACGUAAUUUAAUUGGGAAGAUGUCAAUUUUAGUUAUCUCAAAUGUGACAAAUGCAAUUACUGAGAUUAUUAAAGAUAGAGAGCUUAACUUAGGACUUCAUUGACUGGCCGAAUCAAACCACAUGUUUUAAUUUCUUUUUAUUGUACGACGUUUCCGCCACCAAGGUGCCCUUUUCAAACUAACGAUGGCAGCAUAUUUUUAUUUAUCUAUCUUCCAGGUGACAGCUAAACAAAAAUAUGGCGUCCUCAAUUGUCAUAGUACGUAAAAAAGGCCACC